Molecule: messenger RNA, 321 nt
Organism: Salvia splendens (bonfire salvia)
Lineage: Eukaryota; Viridiplantae; Streptophyta; Magnoliopsida; Lamiales; Lamiaceae
Exons: 1
Coding region: 1-321 (106 amino acids)
Source: RefSeq, a predicted model, not a curated record
AUGGAUCAAUUCGAAUUCAACGAAGCCGAUGUCUGGAACACCAAUGCCGACCAAACGGAGUCCAAGAAACCUAAUUCGAACUCCCGAAAAGCUUUUUGGGAAACCGAGAAGAGCCCCCCGAUCAAGGCGAAAAUUCAGGCGUUGAUCAUUCCAGGGCCAUCGAGUAGGGCACGUGUCGGAGACUAUUAUGAGGACGGAAAUGAAGGAAUGCCCCCGCACGAGUAUUUGGCGAGGACGAGGGUGGCGUCGCCUUCGGUGUGUGUAGGGAAGGGGCGGACUCUCAAGGGUAGGGAUUUGAGCAAGGUAAGGGAUGACAUCUAG